Betta splendens (Siamese fighting fish) is the source of this 1559-nucleotide messenger RNA. It is a transcript of the gene adap2, whose product is annotated as ArfGAP with dual PH domains 2. Lineage: Eukaryota; Metazoa; Chordata; Actinopteri; Anabantiformes; Osphronemidae. Gene Ontology annotation, biological process: positive regulation of GTPase activity. Gene Ontology annotation, molecular function: phosphatidylinositol bisphosphate binding; GTPase activator activity. Bases 176 to 1312 code for a protein of 378 amino acids. Gene Ontology annotation, cellular component: intracellular membrane-bounded organelle; plasma membrane. The record is from RefSeq and is a predicted model, not a curated record. The transcript is spliced from 11 exons.
GCAGACUGCUUCUACGACUACAGCUGGAGGCGCUCCGCAGGAGGGAAGUCCACAUCUGCCGCGAGCGGCGCCGUCCAAGCCUCUCAACUUCCAGUUUUGAGCCUUUCUCCGCGCGGGGCCACCAUGCUCGGCUUCCACGCCGGGAUCUGCGUCAGACACCUCGAGCUGCACCGAGAUGGCAAACGCUGAGCGGAACAAGAAGAUCCUCCUGGAGCUGGUGAAGCAGGGGGACAACAGCCGCUGCGCCGACUGCGGCGCGCCCGAUCCAGAGUGGGCGUCGUACGUUCUAGGCGUGUUCGUGUGCCUCAACUGCUCUGGAACUCACCGCAGCCUGUCCAGUCGGGUCAAAUCCAUAAAGCUGGACAACUGGGAGGACGACUGGGUGGAGAACAUGAGAUCCAAAGGCAACGCCAGCGUCCGGGCGCUGUAUGAGAAGGCCGUGCCGGUGUACUACUACCGCCCCCAGCAGAGUGACUGUGCUGUCCUGAGAGAGCAGUGGAUUCGCGCUAAGUAUGAAAGGAAGGAGUUCACAGGGGAAAUGAAGUAUCCACCAUUAGCAUAUACUACAGGCAUCUAUGAGGGGAUGCUGGUGAAGAAAGGAAAGGAGAAUACGCGCUUCCUGAUGAGGAAGUUCGUCCUGUCCGACAGAGAAUUCACCCUGACCUACUACAACCGGGAGAACGAGGCCAAAGGGCCCAAAGCCGUGAUCCCCAUCAAAGACCUGAACGCCACCUUUCAGCCGGAGAAGAUCGGCCACGCCAACGGGCUGCAGCUCACGUACCAGGAGGAAGAUCACAUCAGGAACCUCUAUGUUUAUCAUGAGAGUGCUGUGGAAAUAGUGUCAUGGUUCAACGCCAUUCGCGCCGCUCGAUACGCCUACCUUAAGACGGCGUACCCGACGGGCACUGAUAAGGAGCUGAUACCAAUGAUUACGAGAAACUACCUCAAAGAGGGAUACAUGGAGAAGACGGGGCCGUCGAGAAGGGAGCCUUUCAAAAGGAGAUGGUUUAUUUUAGACUUUCAAAGCAGGAAGUUGUUCUACUUCAACGCAAAGCUGGACGCAGAGGAGUUAGGGGUCAUUUUCAUCGGCACAGAGAGCAACGGCUACUCCGUGCAGGAGUACGUCCCAAAGCGCACCCGGGGAAACAAGUGGAACUGGGGUGUCGCCGUGGAGACGCCGGACCGGCAGUUCAUCUUCAUGUGCGAGAACGAGCGGGAGCAGAAGGAGUGGGUGGACGCCCUCAAGCAGGUCCUGUCCAAGAUCAUGUCACCGCAGGAUUAUGCCACAGAAGCCAACGCCAAACACAAGUGAUGAAGAGCAGAGAGAUACAAAGACAAGGCUGACAAUGAACUGAGCUCCCGCAGCACAACAGGCGAACGCUGAUCUGGUGUGUGGAUCAGCACUGACCUUGACUGGACCACUGGGGAGUAGACCCGAACUGACACUGUAAUAUAGUAGGGCAGGACAGUCUGCUGUGAUUGAACCCCACAAGUAUAAAUUGUUACAUUUUCUGCAGAUGUGUAAUGAAUAUGCAAAGAAAAUACAUGACUUUUUCCAA